AAAAUGAAAUUGUAAACAAAAGCUGGAAAAGACUUGCAUAAAAAAAAUUCUCACACUUAGGUAUUACGUCAUUUACAAAAAAUAUAAUAUAUAUUUUAAAGCUAUAACUUUUGAAAAUGCCCCAUUUUCGUCUCGAAACUAAUGUGCCAUCAGAAAGAAUUCCCAAGGAUUUUCCUAUAAAACUUUGCGGCAUUCUCGCCAAAUCUCUGGGAAAACCAAUAAAUUACUGUGCCGCCACAGUUAUUGGAGGUGUAAACAUGUCUUUUGGAGGAACUAAUGAACCAGCAGGUCAAGCAACACUUAUGAGCAUUGGGGCUCUAGGUGUGGCAGAAAAUAAGAAACAUUCGAAGGCAUUAUUUGAAGCUAUUGAACAGACUAUUGGGAUUCCUCCAAAUAGAAUGUACAUUUUAUACCAAAAUUCACCAACAAGUGAUGUUGGCUAUAACGGGACCACUUUCCACGAGUUAUUCGGAUGAACCAGCAACUUUCAAGACUCUUAAAUUUUAUAGUUUGCUUUUAUUUUUGUAAUUUUGCAUUUUAGGUUAGGGAAAAAUAAACUGCUUGGUAACUGUA
This is a messenger RNA of Anthonomus grandis grandis, 573 nucleotides long. RefSeq names its product macrophage migration inhibitory factor homolog. The record is from RefSeq and is a predicted model, not a curated record. Gene Ontology annotation, molecular function: cytokine activity; phenylpyruvate tautomerase activity. The transcript has 3 exons. NCBI's taxonomy places the organism in Eukaryota, Metazoa, Arthropoda, Insecta, Coleoptera, Curculionidae. The coding region runs from base 117 to 476 and encodes 119 amino acids.